UACCCAGACUAGCGAGUUGUCUAAAACACGAUACUUAAUGGUUCUGUUUUUACCAUGAUCAGUCUCGACGCCCGGGACUCCGUGAUAGAUAACCCUAGGUUGGGGUAACAGGGUGUUUGUUACCAGCGAAUCCUAUCUGCACUCUGAUUUGUUGUGUGUGUUCGACGGAGGAUUGUUGUUUGGUGUGUAUUUAAGGAUAUCUGGAGAAACACCCUAAAUUGGAUUCACCAGGACACAGAUAGGACGUCCUAAUUAGGGUUGACAGUAUAUCUCGGACAAUAGGAUGAACGGAUGGUACCCGGAUAACAGACGGAAUAUCGAGUCGAAGAAAUAGCAAAAAUAGUGUUAGAAAGCUUACGGACAUCGGACGGACCUGGGCCGUCAAUAAAAAUAUUCUGUGUUAAGGACACCGCACGGACUUGGUCCGUCCUAAAUAGGAUUAACGACAGACGACAGUUUAUAGGAUGUACCGGUUCAGCUAGUUAGGAGAUAACUACGUCACACACACGAGCAUGGCAGUCAGUACGGGACUUUGUUUAGCUUUACCGGCUAUCCAAACUGACCCGUUCGACGGUCAUCAUACCCUCAGAUGGUCAAAAACGGCAAGAAGUGUGCAGGGAGAGAAACGCCCCACAGUAAGUAGAGAGCGCUCAUUCGUCGAUGAUGAACAGGAAGUAGAGCACGUGAUUCAGUACCGUCUACCACGUAUCAGCGUGUCACGUGAGGAACUGGACAAUGAUCCGCUCGAUGUUGACGAGAAGGUGUUCAGUCGCUAUGGCUACGAGCAGACGGUGAGGAUUCCAGAAUUAGGUCCUGUCGUCCGUAUGAUCAAUCCCCCACAAACAUACGUUCAGACAGACAGACAGGCCAGCAUGCUUGUGCCGAGGUUCAAACAUGCAGCAAUCACUCCUCGACGGACACCGUGGACAAGCCGGGAACGGACGGAUGACGGAGUCAGCAGAGUAAUGAGCAGCCACAAGUUCCGGUCUGAGUCAAGCAAACCGGAACCGGAACGCAGCCCUUCGCCGCUAAGUCGGAGUGAUUCUCCCGCCAAAUCUAUCAAGAGCAUUCACUGGAUGCUUGGUAGCACCAAACAUCCUUUGUUCGACCAUAAAGGGCGCAGUCGAUACCAAGGUCCAUUCUCACGAGAGUUCACCGUGACUUGUAUUGCCCCUUCCAAUUGGAUGCGGAUGAAAUGGGGACGGUCUCGGACCACUCUGGUGCAAUAAUAGACACUAACGCCGAGAGUGAUCUGCCCUUACCACACCCAGAUCUAAUAGUUAAUGUUCGGAGGAGUAAGACACGUGCGUGGGGAUAUAUGACGAAAAAAAUGUCACGUGAUAAAAGAUGAUUUUAUAUAUCACGAGAUGUUACAACCUUUAAUGGUUCGUGUAUUUGAUGACGUCAGAGAUACUUUUUCGACCCAUCAGUCAUCUUGUGAAUUUUAUUGGUUAUUAUUACAAAGGGGUUGAAUUCCCAAUAUGAUGACUAAUAACGUAACUCGAAUGUGCCUGCUUACUCGACUUUCGGUAUGAUUUCGAUAUUCUUAAUGGCGUCGAGGGAAAUUUGCCUAUAUAACGCCAAUGAGAAGCGAUUUCUACGUCAAGUGGUUCAACAAAAUCAUAACAGCUUCCGGUCACUGACCUGAAGCGAUUGUCACAACUCGGUUAAUUCCGUAACUUCCGGUACUGGUGUAAAUGGUACCGGAAUCAGCCGAGACAAGACGAUUGGACAUGAUUUAAGGGAGGUAACUGUUUCUCCAAUUAAUAUCUCAGAGCGGCAAUUUCUCCUGAUUCGAACUCUUUCCCGAGAAACUGAAUCCAUUUCUUUUUAUCGCCGGAGGAAUACCCGUCAUGUGUGUAUUAACUAAUUUCACGUUAACUUUCAUUACUUUUUUUUCGACUAGAAAGUGACUUGAAUUUUUGUUAAUGUACUGUUAUGUUCUGCUUUUCAUGUGAAACUGAGGCGAAUCCUCUUUUUGUGUGAAAGACAUGAAUUAUUUAUUCAACUGUAUACAUGUAUUUUUAAUGUAGCCUUAACAUCUCGAAUUAAUUCAAAAGAAAAUCACCAGAUCAGUGCUUGAUGUUCUUGGGAAAUUCCAACGUGAAUUCGUCUUUAAGAAAUCAGAUAAAAUAUACAUGUAACAUCACACUCAUUUUAAAACUUACCUGUGGUCACGGAUAAAGUUUUGCGUAUACAAAUAAUACUAAUGCUGAAGCGUUACAGAAGUGAUGAAAAUAUUGCAUUUAACAUCUUUACCGAUCUGAUUUAGUUUAUGACACGUUGCAUGAAUACCUACAUGUAUCAUCAGAUGCGUUUAUGUCAUCAGGAACGUCAAAUAAUCUCCAUUCACAUUUUCAAUCUGUAAAAUUUGUAAAGAUCUACAGAAGAUUACGUUUGUCAUUCAUGUAACAGCCUAACGUCAUAUAAAUGUUUGUAUCUUGAGAGUGUAUCAUAUGGCACACCACAACAGAGAAGCUU
Pecten maximus is the source of this 2481-nucleotide messenger RNA. RefSeq lists its product as uncharacterized. The coding region runs from base 513 to 1229 and encodes 238 amino acids. Lineage: Eukaryota; Metazoa; Mollusca; Bivalvia; Pectinida; Pectinidae. The record is from RefSeq and is a predicted model, not a curated record. The transcript is spliced from 4 exons.